CGGUUGUUUGUAGACUAAAUAGUGACAUGGGCAGCUUUAGUGGAUGAGACAUAUGUAGCGUGUAGAGUUUGGACACACCCGAGAUUUAUAAACGUAUCGUUGAGAUUACGUAAUGCUGACAUUAACUCCUCGCUCUUUUGAGUGAUUUGUUAUUAAGAUGUUAACAGUGCAAAGGGUUGUCUUAUCCUCCCGGCCAGGCAGAAAUGGCCAUCCCUCUCCUGAUAACUUCCGCGUGGAGGAGACGAGUUUGUCCACUGAGCUGAAACAGGGAGAAGUCCUGGUCAGGACCUUGUACCUGUCUGUUGAUCCUUACAUGCGUUGUCGUAUGAAUGACGAUACGGGUGCUGAUUAUCUUCUACCUUGGAGACUGGAAGAGUCUAUCGAUGGAGGUGGGGUCGGCGUGGUGGAGGCCAGUAAGAACGCACACCUGGCCGUCGGUGACAUUGUCACCUCCUUCAACUGGCAUUGGCAAACCCAUGAUGUGAUUCAUGGUAACUGUGUACAGAAGGUUGACCCCAGGAUGGUUGAUGGCCACUUGUCAUAUGCUCUGGGUGCAGUAGGCAUGCCUGGACUCACUGCUCUGCUUGGCGUGAGAGAGAAAGGACAUGUAACCCCGGGAGCUGGACAGACCAUGGUGGUCAGUGGAGCAUCUGGAGCUUGUGGGUCUCUCGCUGGACAGAUUGGCAGAUUGGAUGGCUGUGAAAGAGUGGUUGGAAUUUGUGGAUCAGACGAGAAGUGCCAGAUUCUAGUUUCGCAGCUCGGUUUCACAGCAGCCGUGAAUUACAAGAAGGAGGACAUCUCAGGAGCACUGAGGGACAGUUGUCCCAAUGGAGUGGACAUCUACUUUGACAACGUUGGAGGUCCUAUUAGUGACACAGUCAUAUCACAGAUGAACAGCGGCAGUCACGUGAUCUUGUGUGGGCAGAUCUCUCAGUAUAAUAAAGACCUGCCCUACCCACCUCCGCUGAGCGAGGAGACUCAAGAAGCUCUGCGCCGCAAAAACAUCACCAGGGACAGAUUUAUGGUUCUGAAUUACAUGGAUAAACAUAAAGAAGGCCUGGAAGAGCUGAGUCACUGGGUGAAGACUGGCCAAAUGAAAGUGUUAGAAACCGUAGCAAAUGGAAUAGAAAACAUGGGUGUGGCUUUUUGCUCCAUGAUGACUGGAGGCAACGUCGGGAAACAAAUUGUUAAAAUCUCAGACUGAGCAACACAUCAACAGCAGAGUGUGCUGUCCUAUCAACCCCCCUAACAAAAGAAGCAGUGUGGUUUUAAUUACUUUCACUUGUAAUUAUAAUAUAGUAUAGUGUACAUGUGUACAGGAAGUGUUAAAUUAUAUUAAUAUAUGCUAUCUUAGGUUUGUAAACCUGUGAUAUGUGCCUAAACAGCCUAAAAAGGUAGAUUGUGAUUUUUCUUUUUCUAAUGACGUCUAAUACUUUUCAUGACGUGGGACUGUAUGCUGGAUGUUGUCUUGACUAUGGUUCACAUACAGGUCAUGUCUUCUUGAAGAGCAAUUGAGUCUUUCUGCCUGGAAAACACAUCACUAAAAAGUUGUUUUUUUCCCCCGGAUCAUAGUAAAUGGCUGUUUAUACUGUACCUCAAGGGUACCUUUUAUGAAUUGACUGGAUUUACAGCAAUUACCAUGGCUAAGUUAUGGCACAUAAUUUACAGUACUACAAGUAUUUAAAAGUAUACACCUUAUAAAUUUGUAUAUAACCAGUGCCUUUGCUGGGAAAGUUUCAUGCAGCUGUAAUGCCAAAAUCACAUGGACACAUCUUCUAAUUUCAUGGUCUUCUGAUUUUAAUUUCUUUUACCACUGUAAAACAAUGCUGAAGGCAUCCAAAAUAUGCAAUAAUCUACUUUAAACAGUUGAUGUUGAGAUGUGUCUGCUUUUUAUGCUCUGUAAAUCCUUCUUAAGAUGUGCUGUUAAUUAGUGCUUUCUGAGGCUUGUGACUAUAAAUGAACUUCUCCUCUGCAGCAGAGGUGCAGUAUGUUUUGGGCUUUCUUUCCUGGAAUGGUCUUCAAAAGAUCCAUUUUCAUUAUGGUGUAUGAAAGGAUUUGCAAAUGAACUUGACAAUACUGUUCUUACAAGAACAAUUCCAGAACAGCUGAUCCUUAAAAUAACAACUGACAAUGCAAUGAAUUCAAACUUGUGGGCUUUUUUUUUUUGGUUUAUUUUGUCAGAAAGGUAAUAUGUCUAAGGACAAAUGAUCUUUUAACAUCACUUGCAUUCUGAUUGAGCAGGGAGCACUACAACUUGCUCACCUACAGUACUAGUGUGUCAAUUUCCCACUAGUGAGCAGUGGUCUAGCACUCAAGGAAGUUCAGAUUUGUACCACAUACAAAGAAAAUGGUCAUAAACAACAGUGAUAAAAACAAUAAAAAUCAAUAUGCAUAAAGUAAAUAUAAAAGUAUAUUAUUUCAAACCUUGUUUUUUUUUUCAAGUAAUGUCGCUUCACCAUAACUGUUUAAUUAACAUAAAUUGAGAUACAUAUUGUAAUGAACCCAAAAUCCAAAACAGUUGCAACCCUUCACAUUGUUGAGAGAUAAUCCAGAGCAGCCUAAUAUUAACAUCUUCACAUUCCUAAAACAAGAGUUUCUUAACUGACCUGCAGGUAAUUAAAUGCAAAUCAACAAAACAACCACAGAA
Clarias gariepinus (North African catfish) is the source of this 2647-nucleotide messenger RNA. It is a transcript of the gene ptgr2, whose product is annotated as prostaglandin reductase 2. Gene Ontology annotation, molecular function: 15-oxoprostaglandin 13-reductase [NAD(P)+] activity. The record is from RefSeq and is a predicted model, not a curated record. The transcript has 9 exons. The coding region runs from base 158 to 1204 and encodes 348 amino acids. Gene Ontology annotation, biological process: prostaglandin metabolic process. Lineage: Eukaryota; Metazoa; Chordata; Actinopteri; Siluriformes; Clariidae.